AUGGCCUCCUGGAUCUUCCCCUCUGCUCCUCCAAACAUCUCCGAGCAUUUCAUGUACGACAGCUUUCUGCAAAACGAAUCCGACUCCAACUCCGGCAACUACACGGACUAUGGCUUCAACCGGACCAGCACCAUUGUCAUCACAUGCAUGUACUUUAUGGUUUGCACCGUCGGACUUUGUGGAAACUCGCUGGUCAUUUACGUCAUCCUACGCUACGCCAAGAUGAAGACUGUUACAAAUAUAUACAUUCUAAAUCUGGCUGUUGCUGAUGUUUUGUUCAUGUUGGGGUUGCCGUUUAUUGCCAUCCAACUUGCCCUGGUCCACUGGCCAUUCGGUCCUGUCUUAUGUCGAGUUGUGAUGACUGUAGACUCUUUGAAUCAAUUCACUUCAAUCUUCUGCCUUAUGGUCAUGAGCAUCGAUCGCUACUUGGCCGUGGUGCAUCCUAUCAAGUCAACGAAAUGGCGCAAACCCCGCAUGGCCAAGACUAUCAAUGUAACAGUGUGGGGCGUCUCGCUGAUGGUCAACCUGCCUAUUGUCAUCUACAGUGGAAUUAUCACGAAGCAGGACGCCUGUUUUUGCUCAAUAGUUUGGCCUGAGCCUCAAGAAGCGUAUUACACAGCUUUUAUGUUCUAUACUUUUGUCCUGGGGUUCUUUCUACCUUUGCUGGUGAUCUGUCUGUGCUACCUAUUUAUCAUUAUCAAAGUCAAAUCUUCAGGAAUUAGAGUGGGAUCUUCAAAAAGAAAGAAAUCAGAGAGAAAAGUAACCCGGAUGGUGUCUAUCGUAGUGGCCGUGUUUGUUUUCUGCUGGCUGCCCUUUUAUGUGUUCAACGUGACCUCGGUGACCGGCACUCUCUCCACCACGCCCAUCCUGAGGUCCACUUUUGCUUUCGUGGUGGUUCUGGGCUACGCCAACAGCUGCGCCAACCCCAUACUCUACGCCUUUUUGUCAGAGAACUUCAAAAAGAGUUUCCAGAAUGUUUUGUGCUUGAAGAAGGUGGGAGGACUGGAUGAGGCCGAGCGCAGUGACAGCAGGCAGGAUAAGUCUCGCAUGAUCAACGACCCCACAGAGACGCAGAGCACACUUUUCAACGGGGAUCUGCAAACCAGCAUCUAA
This is a messenger RNA of Knipowitschia caucasica, 1113 nucleotides long. Lineage: Eukaryota; Metazoa; Chordata; Actinopteri; Gobiiformes; Gobiidae. The record is from the annotation of a GenBank genome assembly.